AUGACUGAAACCCACGAAUUACCGACCUUUAGAGAUGAAUUCCAGAUCCCUACAUUCAAGAGUCUAGGUAUUACUCCUCCUAAUGGGUUUACUGAAGACUCUCUGUCUGUUUACUUGGCAGGGAACUCCCUUGGCCUUAUGCCUAAGGCUACCAGAAAGGCAUUGGCAGAUGAGCUUGAUGCCUGGGCUGAGCGUGGUGUUGAAAGCCACUUCAACCAUCCUGGUGAAGGAAAUGGAAAGACCUCUUGGGUUGACAUUGAUCUUCCACUCAUUCCGGCGUUGGCUAACCUCGUUGGUGCUACUCAAAAGGAAGUGGCUGCCAUGGGCACUCUUACAUCCAAUUUGAAUGCCUUGCUUGUUUCAUUCUAUAAGCCACUGGGUAAAAAGACCAAGAUUAUGUUUGAGAAGAACGCUUUCCCAUCUGAUUACUAUGCUUUCCUUAACAUGGUUAAAUUGCAUGGCUACGACGAGAGCCAUUUGAUUCAGCUAGAAGUGAAGCCAGGGAAGAACCAUUUGCAAUUGGAUGACAUACUUGAAGCUAUAGAGACAUAUAAGGAUGAAAUUGCCCUCAUUUGUUUCCCUGGUAUUCAAUACUACACUGGCCAAUUCUUCAACAUACCUGAAAUCACCAAGGCUGGUCAGAAACAUGGUAUCGUUGUCGGCUGGGAUUUGGCUCACGCCGUUGGUAAUGUCCCCUUACAGCUUCAUGAUUGGAAUGUUGAUUUUGCCGCAUGGUGCUCCUAUAAAUAUCUCAAUUCAGGCCCUGGCGGUAUUGCUGGAAUAUUUGUGCAUGAACGUCAUACAAAGGACAAUUCAAAGGAGCACUACCCUCCAAGACUUGCAGGUUGGUGGGGCAAUAAUGCUAGUGACAGGUUUAAAAUGCUUGAACUGUUUGACCCCAUCAACUCUGCUUUAUCCUAUCGCCAGUCAAACCCGCUGGUCAUUGAUUGUGUCGCAUUGAAGUCUUCUCUCGAUGUAUUCGAGAAAGCCGGCGGUUUACUGGCUCUUAGAAAAAUCAGUCUUCUCUUGACUGGACAGUUAGAAAAAGCUUUAAAGAGCAGCAAGUAUUUCAUCACAGAUGACACAAAUUCUACUCAAUUGGGCUUUAGAAUUCUCACACCAAAUAACGAGACCGAGAGAGGUUGUCAGUUAUCAUUAUUGUUUCAGCCGCAUGACGAAGAACCCACAAAGAAUGUGAUGCAAAGAGUACACAAUUAUCUUCACGACCGUGGAAUAAUUUGCGAUGAGAGACGUCCUGACGUUAUACGGAUUGCCCCUACUCCAUUGUACAACACAACACGAGACGUGGACGCCGUCACCACCAGAAUACAAGAGGCAUUAGAUCUAAUUAAUCAAGGUUAG
Molecule: messenger RNA, 1362 nt
Organism: Candidozyma haemuli
Lineage: Eukaryota; Fungi; Ascomycota; Pichiomycetes; Serinales; Metschnikowiaceae
Product: kynureninase
Exons: 1
Coding region: 1-1362 (453 amino acids)
Biological process (GO): NAD+ biosynthetic process
Cellular component (GO): cytoplasm
Molecular function (GO): kynureninase activity; pyridoxal phosphate binding
Source: RefSeq, a predicted model, not a curated record